Molecule: messenger RNA, 4478 nt
Organism: Erpetoichthys calabaricus (reedfish)
Lineage: Eukaryota; Metazoa; Chordata; Cladistia; Polypteriformes; Polypteridae
Gene: atosa
Product: atos homolog A
Exons: 12
Coding region: 1239-4214 (991 amino acids)
Source: RefSeq, a predicted model, not a curated record
AAGCAACGGAGUGAACGGAGUUCGCUUAUAAAUAGACGCCGAGAGUCGGGGGGGAACACGGCAUUCGUCUCGGUCUCGGGAGGAGGUGGUUUGCUUGUGUUUGUGUGCGUGACGCGGUUGGAGGGGGGGGAAGAAGACGAGUUUUAAUGAAAACCGGAGUAGAUUAAAAAGCGUAUACAGUCAUUAGAAAGAGUGCAAGACGUCGGGUUGGCGACGUAAAAGACAAAACCAGUAGCCAACCCCUUAAAAAAAAGUCAGGAAGGGGAAUCCGUGUUUGUUUUCGCAGCAGGGCCGCUUUGAACUAAAUGACUUCUUUUUUGGAGGGCAAAGCUAUUGCGCCCAAGCUUGCUUCGAUACACCUGAGGUCGUUUGGUGGUCGUCGCGGGCGACGCGCGGAGACUUGAUGACCGCUGGCCGACUGGGCACCGCGACGCAUCCAGAGUCCUGACCAUGACAACCCACCGAGAAGAUAGAUAAACUAGACAAGGAAGGAGGAGGAAAGGGUGAGGGUUAGUGAUGUGUUAGUGAUGUGGUGCCGGGAAGGCUAGACGUGUUGGUGGACGGACAGACGGUCGGUCGUCAUGCCUGUGAACGAGGCACUCUGCUUUCUUCUCGUUACACAAUGACUGUUGUGUAACGAGCACGCAGUUGCUUAUAGAUUUCUUUUGGACUGUUAUUUAUUUAUUGGUUUGAAUUAAUUUUUAAGUGCUCCUGAGAUAGCUGUGUUUGGAGGUAGAGGAGGUGGUGCGGUAGGACUGAGGAGGUAGCGCAUACCUGAACAGCAGUGUUGUGUGUUUGUUUUGGGGACGGAGGCGGUUUGUACGGCGACGAUCACGAUGAAAGGCUAGACGGAGACAGGAUCCAGGCCUUCGGCCAGUAUUCCUAAAAGAACAAAGGUGUAACUUAGAGGGCUUCAGCGUUGAUUGAGUAGAACCGAUCUCAGCAGUACCGAAGGCCGUAGGUUUACGAGGGCUUUCAAAGGUUGUGGAGUCACGAUCACAUUAGAACAUUACUUGCAGACGGACCGAAAGAGGGAGAGGCUGACAGACGUGUCGAAGAGGUUGAACGCCAGUUUGUGGGGAGAGAAGGACUUUGUGUUUUGUUUGCUUUAAAACACUAAAAGAGAUCAACUGCCAUCACGACGUUCAUAUCAGAAGGUUCCCCACAACCACCACCACUGACGAGGGGCAGCGGCAGCCUUCAGCACCAUUUGGAAGUGGAAGAUUAAAGCAGCAGAUAUGAAGCCGGACCGAGAUGCUGCAGAGGAAUAUUUUGAGUUUGAUGCAGAGGAGUUCUUGGUUUUCCUGACGCUGCUCAUCACAGAAGGUCGAACACCCGAGUUCUCUGUUAAAGGUCGAACAGAAGGACUUCACUGCCCUCCAGCACAGUCGGGACAGCCAGUUAAUAACAAGCAUGAAUGCAGCGACAAGCUUCCACAGUGCCGUCAAGCUAGAAGGACAAGAUCUGAAGUGGUGCUGCUUUGGAGAAAUAAUAUUCCAAUCAUGGUUGAGGUGAUGGUACUACCAGAUUGUUGCUACAGUGAUGAAUAUCCAUCCACAGACGGGAAUGACCUGCAUGAUCCUGCCAUCAAACAGGAUGCUUUAUUAUUAGAAAGAUGGACAUUACAACCAGUUCCUAGGCAAAGUGGAGAUCGUUUCAUUGAGGAAAAGACUCUGCUGCUGGCCGUUCGAUCUUUUGUGUUUUUCUCUCAGCUGAGUGCAUGGCUCAGUGCAUCGCAUGGAGUUGUUCCUAGGAAUAUACUUUACAGAGUAAGUGCUGCAGAUGAAGAACUGUUGUGGAACUUUUCCCAGCACCCAAAUGAACAUGUAUUUCCAGUACCUAAUGUUUCUCAUAGUGUUGCCUUGAAAGUGAGUGUCCAGUCCCUUCCUCGACAGCCAAAUUACCCUGUUCUAAAAUGUAGCAUACACACCAGCAUAACGCACUUUGGAAAGAAGACUGAAGAAUAUGAAGGAAUGCCAACAGGACAUACUAGCAUCACAGAUGAAAACCAGAUAAAUUCUCCAGGUUCUGCACAGCGUUUUACCAAACAAUCAUGGGCUCAAUUUCCACAAUCUAUAGCAAAUCCUAGGAAAUGUCUGCCUGCUGAAGUCCUUUCUCCCAGUAUAAAGUGGUUUCAUCCUAAACUGUACAGCAGUUCUGAAAGCUUUAAUUCCUCAAGUGUCAAAGACUGUUCAGUGGUGCAGAAUAUUGAGACACAAACUAGAUCUUUCAAAUCUCUGUCCUUGAAUGAUUCUUGCACAUCUGUUAGUCCAUGUUCUCGACUUCCUAGUGUGGAACCAAGCCCCCUUAUAGGGUCCCUUCUUCAAGAGAGGCAAGAAGUAAUAGCAAGGAUUGCUCAACAUUUAGACUACUGUGAUCCAUCCUCCCCACACAUAUCUGGAAAUCUGUUCUGUAGCCAUGACCAAAAUUCGCUUGUUUCAAAAACACCAUGGGGCUCUCUUGAAGAUGAUGUCCUACUAAAGAAAUGCAAAGAAUCUUCCCUUUCAAGCUAUGUUACCCAACACAGUGUUUGCCAAGAACAUGGUUCUGAAGGGAAGAGCAGGUCCUCUAGCCCUGAAACUCCUAUCACCUCAUGUAGCACAAAUAAGCGGGAUAGACAGACACAGUGCUCUCCCUUGGCCCGGAGACGGCUGUUGUUAUCUAGCUCUCCAGAAAAUAGUAGAAUAUUGCCGACUGCACAGGAAGUUUCUAGACCGACUCACACUUCAUUUCCACAGCCCCACAAUAAAUGUUGCAGUUUGUUAAAUUGCACAUAUGAAAAAUGCAAAAAUGGUAAAUUGAAAGUGACAUACCCGAAUAGCACAGUAUGUUCGAAUGGUCAAAGUAAGGACCAAAUACCUUGCUUAGAUAAUUGUCCUGUCUUAGUUAAAGAAACCAGCACUGAUUCACAAAUUUGCACAGAUUUUAAAAGUAGUAUAAGAAACCUCCCUGACAAAGUAGACUGCUUCUCAAAUUUGCACAAAGAGUCCUGUACGAAACUUGAAGAUGCAACCCAUAAACAUGUUUCACAAUCCUCAGAUAGCUUUUGCAAUGCCAAAAAGCAACCAGAGAAUAUUAUGAAUAAAGACUGUAUUCGAAGAACAGAUUUAUCUGAACAAAGCAAGUUGGAACUUUCGGAAACCAGUUUGCACGAAAAGAUCAAUCAUUCAAAAGAUCCAAUUCCAUUUUCACAAAAACCUUUACCAGAUGAGAACAAGGAUCCCCCAGAGUCUAGCACAUUUCCUGGCACUUUAUUCAGAGGAGCCUUUAAAGACAGGAAAGAGAAGGAUGAAAGGAUGCGAAAUGUGAAUGUGCUGACAAUCAAUGGAGAGUCUUCCCUUAAACCUUGUAACCUUUGGAAAAGUCAAAAAUGUCGUUCUCUAGAUGGGACUGCUGCAAAAGCAUUUCAUCCAUGCACUGGAUUGCCUCUUCUCUCAAGCCCUGUUCCACAAAGAAGAACAAGGAGUGGUUGUUUUGAUUUAGAUACUACACUCUCUUCUUAUAAAAGCUUACCGUGGUCUGCUACAAAGAGAGUGUUUCUAAAACUACAUAGCCGAGAACAACAAGGUCAACAGCUGCUAAGUACAAGUGCCCCACCAACAACAAGUCUUAGCCUUCUAGGAAACUUUGAGGAAUCGGUACUGAACUUUCGUUUGGAACCUUUGGGUGUUGUGGAUGGUUUCACAGCAGAAGUGGGUGCUAGCGGAAUAUUUUGUCCCAGUCACAUGACCCUCCCCGUAGAAGUUUCAUUUUAUAGUGUUUCAGAUGAUAAUGCCCCCUCUCCCUACAUGGGUAUAAUCAACUUGGAACCCUUAGGAAAAAAGGGUUAUAGAGUACCUCCAUCAGGAACAAUUCAAGUGACCUUAUUUAAUCCAAACAAGACAGUGGUGAAAAUGUUUGUUGUGAUUUAUAAUCUAAGAGAGAUGCCAGCCAAUCAUCAAACAUUCCUCAGACAAAGGACAUUUUCUGUUCCUGUGAAACAUGAUGUCAGUAGAAAUGGCAAUAAAAAAACCCUCCUUCAGACUGAGGAAAGACUUCUGCGCUACCUCGUACACCUGAGGUUCCAGAGCACUAAAUCUGGAAAAAUCUACCUCCAUACAGACAUAAGGCUCCUGUUUUCUCGCAAAUCUAUGGAAGUUGACAGUGGUGCUGCAUACGAACUCAAAUCAUACACUGAAACCCCAGCUAAUCCUCCAUUUUCUCCAAGAUGCUGAUCUAUAAAGGAGAAUGCGCCUUCUUGUUUAGUUUUCCCCUUAUUUUAACAAAAGGAAAAUUUGUUAACCCAAUUUAUCACAAUUGACAAAUGUUUGUUGUUUUAGAAUAGUGAAAAAACAAGGAAUAUUUGUAUAGUUGUGAUGAGAAGAACACUGUGCAUUUCCAAAAUGAGUGGGAAAAUUAGUAAUUUUUUUUUGUACUGUUACAGAGUCAUUUGAUUGGAAUUGUUGCAAUAGACUAUUAAAGAAUGAAAAAAACCCCUA